This is a messenger RNA of Rotaria sordida, 633 nucleotides long. The record is from the annotation of a GenBank genome assembly. Lineage: Eukaryota; Metazoa; Rotifera; Eurotatoria; Philodinida; Philodinidae.
AUGGAGGAGAAAGUUAAAUAUUGCAUAAAUCAGAAUGUUAAACGGCAGCCAAUCAUUAUCGACACAGACGGUGAUAUUGACGAUUUAUGGGCAAUUCACUAUUUACUUAAUGUACCAACGAUUGAGAUUCUUGCAAUAACAACUGUAGGUGAUGGAUAUACCAAACCUUUGUAUUCGGGAUCCAAUGUUCUUACCUUUCUCGAUCUGAUUGGAUGUUCAAGUGGUGUUGGAGUAGGCUAUGGAAAAAAAAAUCCAUUACUGGCGUCUGAUUUCAAAGUCCCAGAUGCGUUAUUGAAUCAACUCGACACAUAUAUAACGUCACCCACUUGUCUCAAUCAGACAGUAAAUAUUUUUCUCCAGCCAUCUCCAUUUGGUGCUAUUGAACUCAUUAAACUAACAUUGAAAUAUUCAAAAAUCCCAGUUGAUAUUUUAGUUCUUGGACCUAUGACAAAUAUUGCUACAGCGAUCAGUGAAGACCGAUCAAUUAUACCAAAAAUUCGCGCACUUUAUAUGUCUGGUGGUCAAUUCAAACCUGUAACUUCAUUUUCGUCUCUUGUACCAAAUUUGACUUUGCUCAACUAUCCAAAUAGCAACGAUGCACCGGACAGUAGUCCAAAUUCUUAUUUGGUUUGA